AAUCAAUGUCAUGAGGCGCUUGCCUAGGAAAACCCCUCGCCUCAGUUCACGAAAUGCACGACUUCAGUUGAAAAUUUCUCGAGAUGUUUGCUCAUAUAUUUUGAAUUAAAUAGCUAAUAACUGAAAAAAAAGCUGUCAUGGCAAACCAAUGGGGAAGUAGUAGAAUUGGUCAAUACAGCCAGCGUAGCACACCAAACUUUUCUGAAAAUAUAAACCGAAAUAGGCAAAAUGUUUCAAGGUUAAGCCUACAAAGCUAUCAAGGUCCAUUUGAUCGGUCUACACUUGUAAGAGCCAGAGACGAGCUGCAUUUUCAUAUCGAGCACAUGCAAGAUACUGCCGUCUGGUACAGAAUUAAGCAGAAGACGGGCGUUAAUAUUCAUGGGGCAACUUAUUUUGAUGACGGUUUCGGAGAGGCCUCAAAUACUUUUUCUCAUGCAGAGCUACAUGAAAAUGUAGGUGAAGGUUUUGAUCAUGAAGAUUUAAGUGCAGAUACGCUGACUAAUGAACGGAAAAAUCAAUACAAGCAGCCAACACAAACAGUAACCUCGUCAGCAGAACCGGAAAUGUCUUCAUUUAUUGGUUCAGUAGAAAACAAUAUUGAGGACAACAGUAAUGAUUCAAGCUGUGUUAUUGUAGAAGAGCAAAAGAGUAUUAAUUCAAAACGUAAAGAAUUAGAUCUUGAAUCUGAUGGGUUAGAAAUCAUCAAUAGUGAAGCAGACCCAGAUGUGAUUGUCAUUGAAAACAGUUUUAACGAAAAAAUAGGAAGUGGAAACCCAUUUAAUGAAACGAAUGAUUUAGACAACAACAAUAUUGGCCAGUUUUCACUGUCUGAUGGUCAGAAAGUUCAAAAGACUACAUUCAAAUGUGACCUUUGUGAUUUUGCAAGUGAUGCCAGGUCUAUUGUACAGCAACAUUUAAACAAAGCUAUUCACUUUGCAGCUAGUGAAUAUUCAAUAGAUAAGGAAGGGAAUAUGUUGCUGACGAAUAAGAUGGUUUUACAGAAUUUUAAAGCCAAAUUCAAAAAUGUAUUAGUUGUAUGCCCUGACUGUCUGAAAGUCUUUCCUGAUAUACACAGUUGUGCAACACAUUGCAAUCUUCAGCAUCAGAAAUUAAAUGAUGGAAUAAAAGAUAGGUAUGGUUUGAUACAAGUUAUUCAGGAGGAAGUUUGUGAUGAUAGUAUACAUGUUUUUAAAUGCAGCCAUUGCUACGAGUUUUUCAGUAGCAAACAGAUUUUGACGAACCAUAUUAAGGACUGGAAUCAUUAUCCGUUUUCAGAUAUGAACAAUUCUAAGAAAAUCUUUUUUUGUGUCCAUUGUAAAACCAGUUUCGAAUCAUAUGAAAAGGUUCUUAGCCAUCAUGAGCGUGGCCAUUGGAAGUUGUCUAGAGAUGGUGUUCUAAAGUUUGCAGUAUUUCAUUACAACAAUGUAGAGUGUCAUACUCUACCUCAUGGAACCAGCACACUGGCUGGAACAAGCACUCAAGCUGGGAACAGCAAAAGAAAGCAUGAUGGGAACACAACAGAGAUGGAGCCUAAUAAGAAAGAAAGACGUUACAAUCCUAGUGAAAAUUUGACCACAAUAAGCAAUGGGACUUUAAACGAUACAAUAGAAAAACAUGUGAAUUUUGACAAUCAAAGCCACACAGAAAGAAUGGAUGGUAAUAUAGAUACGUUGUCAAAACCAGCACCAGAAGAUAGUAUAAAUUGUGGGCAAGAAGAGACUUUAACAGAAACUUUCAAAUGUGACUAUUGUCCUGAAAUGAAUAAGGAUGGAAAUCGAAUGUAUUUGCAUCUUGUAAAUGAUGUUCAUAGUUCUGCCAGUACACACCUCAUUGACCAUCAAGGAAACAUUAUGUAUCUCAAAAAUACAAAAACCAUAACAUUUGAGGGAGCGAAUUUCAAAAAAGUUGUACCCACAUGCUCUUCAUGUAAUCUACUGUUUGACACGCCGUUCAUUUGUGAUGAUCACAAUAUCAGAUCCCACCAAAGUAAAGGCGGUUAUUAUCACAUAGCGGAUAUUGUAGGGAGAAAACCAGUUAAAGAACCAUUUUCUAAAAAAGUUUGUUCAGUUUGCAAGCAAGAAUUUCGAAAACUUAAGCAACUGAACAAUCACUGUACACAAUCCAAUCAUUUCCCAUUUCAAGCUAGAAAUGAUUGUAACAUUUAUACAUUGUGCUGUUACUGUAGCAAGACCUUCUCAUCAUACAAAGUUGCUUGUAGUCAUGUAAAAAAACAUGAGGCUUUUGCAAAGAAUGACAUGCUUGAUUUAGUGAUAUUGUAUGUUAGUAAAAAUCCAAGAAAGAUAGACAUUCCACCUUAUGAAACUACUAAAGCAGGGGAGUUAACAAGUAUUCGGUCAAAAAUUACCAGUCUUAAGCAAAUGAAAAAGAAUUGUGGUAAAACAGGAAAAUCCCAGUACACAAUGGAGAUUCGUAAUAUGACAAAAUUGUUAUAACUGUAAGCAUUAUUUAGUAGCCCUUAUGGUGGUGAAAUAUGGAGAUUCUUUACAAUCAUGUCAAGUAUUUGAGGACAUUUGAAUUUGUGAAAAAUAGGAACAUUUGUUUAUUUUACGUCUUUGAGUUAGUGGUACUGGGGUGCCUGAAAUAAUGCACAGAAGGGCACCUAAGGUUUGCCUCCACCAGUAAAGUUUGACCUAUACUGUGUUGGUGCAACUUAAAACUCAACCAAAAUAAGUGACCUAUAGGACUUAUGAUCUGAGAAAAUACAAUUAAAUGUAAAUAGAAAAUGGGCUUAAAACUGUUGCUAGGCAAUAAUUGAUACAUUGAUUUGUUGGAUAAUAAAUGUUUGUAAAUUUGAAGGAAGUAUUUCAGUUUCGCAAAAAUUAUACAAAUUUCAAUAAAGGAUGUAGUUCUAAGCUUGACUUUAUGUUCUAAUGUGAAAUUUUUGAAUAUGCCAACUUUGGUAAAUGAAAAUACCAAUUAAUACAUACGUUUUAACUUAAAGACCUUUUACAACACUGAGCCUUUUUCAUGUACAGGCAUCAGUAUGGCAUCUAGAGCUGUCAUCGAUAGAGAUAAUAUCGGUGUAUUGUUGAUAUUUUUCUGCCUAUCAAUAAUCGAUACACAUUUUAAAAAAAUGAUAAUUUUGAAUAAUCAAAUGUCUUGAAAUUAUGAAAAUUCACCAAAAACAUAUACAGAAGUAGUUAUCUAUAUAUAACACAGCAAAGAUUAAGCUGCAAGUUUGCCCUCUCGUAUUUCCAAUUAUUAAUGAAUGCCAAAUAUAGUAUAUAAUGACCAUAAACUUGUGAGAGCUGUUUAUAUUGUUGUUUGUUUUUUUUUUGUUCAAUUAAGGCAGGUCCAAUUUUUUUUGUUAAUUGCAUAUGAAGGCACAUGUAUAUUUUACUGUUUUAUGUAAGAGACAUACUAUUUUUUCAUUAUCAGUUGUUAUUUUUUUUCUUUUAUUUCUUUCUUUGCUGCCAGACAUUUUCUGCAACUUUACUUAAGAUAGAAUACUUUACUGCCAAUAAACUAAAGAUAUACAGUCAUGUAUAUUUAACCUAUGCAUGAAUAUGGGAGAGUAAUACUGGCAAAUCCAGAAUGGGACACAUGUUAAAAUAUCAGAGACAUUUAAAGGGUAUGAAAGCUAUAAAUAAUUAAAUGUUCAGUAUAAUAUAUAAAUGAUAGAAGUUUUUUUCAUUCUUAGAAUAGUUGUUACAUAUAAUAUCAAACACAUGAAUGUUGUGCAUAAAACAGAAGAAUAAAAUGUUCUGGAACAAAAGUACAUAUGUACAUGUAUCAUAAUGCUAUUUUAAAGUAGGGUUUUAACUGUUUAGAAAUGAUUUUGUGCAUGGAUUUUAUACACCAUAUUUCUUUCAUACAGAUAGUUUGGAUGCAUUCUUUUUCAAAAACACAAUUAUUUUGUAAAUUAAUAAGAGCAUAUAUAUAGGUCUUUACAUCUUAAAGAUGGUCAAUUAAUCUGUUCUAAAUAUGAAAUAAUGCAAACUAACUGUUUGCAAAAUCUUUACAUUAGUUUGGAAAUAUUUGUUAAUGUUCAUAAACUUGAAUCUCUAUAAUCUUAUGUUUUAGCUUGACUAUUUAUGGGAAAAUUAUCAUUUUCAUUCUGACAUUGGUAUUGGCUUUUUAUGAGCAGCCCAAUAGCUACUGAAGUUAUUUGCUUGAAACUUCACACAUGUCUUUAUGUGAUAGUUAUAGCUAUCUAUCUAGGACCCAUAACACUAGCAUGGAUUUAUAUGGAGUUAUUCCCCUUUCAUAACUUCCAUAAUUUCAGGUUAAGUUUUAGUGUCCAGGGUUCUACCUUCACAUUCAGAGAAGUUUUUCUUUUGAAACUUUACAUAGGCGUACAAGCCAUAAUUUCUUGGUUACUUUCUUGGACAAUUCACAGGGGUCAUUCAGAUCAGCAAUCAAAUUGUUUUUAAAUUUUCAGAGAUUAUUUCAGAUUUUUUGUUUUUACCGGGACAUAAAUCAUCUCUGGGAUGCUUCCGUGACUGUCACCUGAUUUCUGGGACAGUCCCAGAUGUUCGUCAAGUAAUGGCAUGUAUGUCAUAGCUCUUGUUUUACUACAUGUAUAAAGUAUUAAGAAUAGUAUUAAAAGUUCAUUGCCUGUCUGAUGACUCAUAUAUUUUUAUUCACCCUGGAACAUAAUCAGUUGACAUUAUGUAUUGCUGUUCUGGUGGGUUUGUUUAAUGGUUUUGCCCUGCUUUGAAUCUGGUUUAAGAUUUAUAGGAUUUCAGUAUCAAAAAUUGAACACCAACAGAUAGAGACUGGUCAGACUGCAUGGAUGUACAGGUUGGCCUGGCUUUAUGCUGGUGGCAAAGGUUGUAAAAAAAUAUAAUCACAUGGUUCUAGUAGGUUGAUGGUUAAUUAUGGAGAAUAUACAUGAAUUAUUUUAGAGAUUUGGUUCCCUUCUGAAUUUAUAUGUGGAAAAAUACAUAUCUUUAAGCUUGUAUAAUUCAAUGGUAGAUCAGCCUUGAAAUAUUAAAUUUCAGUCAAUUAUGUUAGAUUAUUUUAAUUAAAAAAAAUAGUAGUUUUUCAGUAAUUAUUGUUUAAUAUUG
Ruditapes philippinarum (Manila clam) is the source of this 5030-nucleotide messenger RNA. RefSeq lists its product as uncharacterized. Gene Ontology annotation, molecular function: DNA-binding transcription factor activity, RNA polymerase II-specific; RNA polymerase II transcription regulatory region sequence-specific DNA binding. Gene Ontology annotation, cellular component: nucleus. Bases 138 to 2453 code for a protein of 771 amino acids. Gene Ontology annotation, biological process: regulation of transcription by RNA polymerase II. The transcript is spliced from 2 exons. Lineage: Eukaryota; Metazoa; Mollusca; Bivalvia; Venerida; Veneridae. The record is from RefSeq and is a predicted model, not a curated record.